AUGGGUUCCACGAGCGAAUUGCCAUGUUACACGCUCAUUCAUAUUCCCAGCGACUUUGAGCUGCCAACAGACCAGCAGUUGCGCGAGAAGUUCGAGAAAGGUUUAAUUUUCAACGAAAAACUUUUUUAACUUCUGUAAAUUAUAGGAAAUGACAAGGAAAAGGCCGAGGCCUUGAAGAAGCUGAUCUACAUGAUCCUGAAUGGUGAAAAGUUCGGCCAGGGAAUGUUGAUGUUCGUCAUUCGCUUUUGCCUUCCGUCAAAUGACCACACGCUCAAGAAGUUGCUGCUGAUCUUCUGGGAAAUUGUCCCGAAAGUGGGAAAUUCAGGAUUUUAAAGGGAUUUGUGAUUUUUUUUUGUAGACCGACACUCAUGGCAAGCUUCUGCACGAGAUGAUUCUCGUUUGCGAUGCUUACCGGAAAGAUCUUCAGCAUCCGAAUGAGUUUGUUCGCGGAUCUACCUUGAGGUUGGGAAUUCUAUUUUUAUUGUAAUUUCUAUUGAAGUGUGUAAAUUAAUUUGAAGCAGAUAUUAGCCUUGAUAGAAUUUUGUCCUCUUUCUCUGAAAAUAUCGUAAAUAUUUUUUUCAGCAAAUCAAUGUUAAAAAAAUUAAAUGUUUUGACUCAUUUUACGCGUUUUCCUUGAACUUUGUUACUUCUCUUCUCUUUUUUCCUUUAUAAUUUUUUUUAUUCAAUCUGUCGUAUCUUUAUUCAAUUGUUAUUAUUCUUAUUGCUAAGAAAACUCGCAACUUUUUUUUUAGAACAUUGCGCCACUGUUUUUAGGUUCUUUAAAACUGAUUUUCUCAUAGUUUCCAUGUUUUUUUCUUAACCACGGGUGUAUAAAAGUGCUUAGAAUCUUUGUGAAAAUGUGAAAAGGAGCAGAUAACUCGAAUUACUUGUGAAAUGACACUAAAAAAUGGUUUUUGUCGGAAAAAUUGGAAAAAAAAUGACCUUUUAUCUUCCAGAUUCCUGUGCAAACUGAAGGAACCCGAGCUUCUGGAGCCCCUGAUGCCGGCCAUCCGAGCCUGCCUCGAACACAGACACUCUUACGUUCGUCGUAACGCCGUUUGCGCCAUUUUCACCAUCUACAGUAAUAUUUUCACCUUUUAAAUGUUCAUAAAUGUAUUAUUUGCAGGAAACUUCGAGUUUCUGAUCCCGGAUGCCCCGGAAUUUGUCACGGAAUAUCUCGAAACUGAACAAGACGCUUCUUGCAAAAGAAACGCCUUUAUGAUGUUGCUCCACGUGGAUCAGGCCCGAGCCCUGGAUUACCUUUCUGGUUCUUUUUUAUUUCAUUCUUCUGAAAAAAUGGUUAUAAAUGCUUUAUUUUCAAGGAAACUGUAAAACUAACUAGCGGAGAAUUUUUUAAAAUUUUUCAACUUUUCCGGGCCUUUUUAGCAAUAUUUAUACACAUUACGGAUACUCAAGUGGUAAAUUUUAAAGUUUCAUAAAAAAAUGUUGGAUUUUUGUUUCUCACUUUGUGAAACUUCUUUUUUUAUCGGUAGAGCUCAUAUUCAUCAAAUUUUUUUGGAUCACUACUGAAAUUUUUUUCAGGAUUUUUUUACUGACUUUUUUUCAGUUUUUUUAUUUAAAAAAAUACCCAUUCCUAGUUUCAAAAAAAUAAGAAUUUUUUUAGUCCUGGGAAACAUGAGGAAAAAGUUGAUUAAUUAAUUGUUGUUAAAAUAAUUUUUAAAAACAAAUUAACUUUUAAAAAUGUAAUGAAAUGAUGAGAAAAAUCGAUUUUGGAACGCUUCAGAUAUUAGAAAAAAACAGCAAAAAAAAAUUUUUUUCUCAUUGUAAAAAAAUGGGAAUUUUUUUGAAAAGUUGGAUUUGAAGUAAAUUUGGUCUCUUCUAAUCAAAAAAAUCCACUGGCAAAAUCCAAUUUGAAAAGGUUUUUUUAGCCAUUAUAGGAAACAGUAAAGUUUCGAGAAAAAUUUUGAUUUAAAUUAUAGAAAAAUUCGAUUUCUGAACGUCUCAAAACAACAGAAAAAAUAAUAUAUGUAAUUUUGGUCUUUUUGAAUUAAAAAUUCACUAGAAAAAGCCAAAUUUUGUGCUGGAAAAGGUUAAAAAAGUUAUUGAAAUGAGUUUUUCUGUUUUUCAGGAUGUAUCGAUUCUGUUGGACAGUUUGGAGACAUUCUUCAGCUUGUCAUCGUUGAAUUGAUCUACAAAGUAAUCGAUAAAUCUUAUUUUGCAUAUUUAUUGAUGUUUUCAAAGGUCUGCCACACGAAUCCGAACGAGUGCGCUCGUUUUAUUCGUUGCGUCUAUAAUUUGCUCCAAUCUCAGUCGCCGGCUGUCAGGUUUGUUAGGGGAAAAAUAGGCUUUGGAAAUAAAAAGAAAAUUAAAAUUUGGAAAAUAGACGCAGAAAAGAUAUGUGAUUUUUUUAGAAAAUGAAAAAAAAAAUUUUUUUUUUUAUUUCAGAAAAAAUGGCAUAGAACAGAUUUCGAGAACCUUUUUUCAAAUAACUGAUACUUGAAACUGUAACACGAACUAGUGGAGAAUUAUGGGAGAAUCUCAGUUUUUCUGGAACUUUCUAAAGCAAUAUUUAUACACAUAACAGUUAUACCUUCUGAAAAAAAUCGAGAAAAAAAAAUCGUAUACUUUAUUUUUUUCAAUCUCUUUAUUUCAUUGUUGGAGCUCACAACAUUAGAUUUUCGGCUUUUCAAAUUUAUCAAUUAUAUCCAGUAAUCGAAAAAAUCAGUAGGCAAGAAAUAUAUACUUUUGAACCUGAAAAACAGACUUUUUUUGAGUUGAGAUUUCAAUUUUCUCACGAAUAGAUUAUCUGUGGAGCACGCAGUCACCAUUUCCCUGAAUAUAAAAAGCAAAUGUUCGUCGUAAAAUACUUUUUUUCCUUGAUAAACCAAAAAAAUUUCAUUUCUUGAAAAUAUGAAGUUGUGUAAACUCUUUUUCGAUGAAUUAAGCAGCAAUUUUUUUAGGAUAGAGGCCAAAAAAACCUAGAUUUUUCAAAUUUAAGAAACUGCUGUAACUUUUUUUAAUUGAUUGAACUGCAAUUUUUUUGUCAUAAACUUUGGAAAACCUUCUUUUUUUGGAAAUAUGAAGCUGCUGGAAAUUUUUAUAAUUAGUUAAACAGCAAUUUUUUUAGUCAUAAAUUACAAAAAAACGUUUAUUUUUUUCUUUUUGUUAUAAAAUGAAAAAAAUCUACAUUUUUUUAAGAUAUGAAGCGGCUGGAACUCUUGAAUCUAGUUUCAUAAAUUGAACAUCAGUUUUUCUACUAUAAAAAUUCGAGAAACCUUCAUUUUUUUGAAGAUAUGAAGCUGCUGGAACUCUUGUCACACUCACAACGGCCCCAGCAGCCGUCAAAGCCGCCGCUUCGGCUUAUAUCGACCUGAUUGUCAAGGAAAGCGACAAUAAUGUCAAGGUAUCGACGAUUUUUCAGUGAAUAAUGAAAAAAAAAAUUAUUUUUCCAGCUGAUCGUCCUUGACCGCCUCGUUCAGCUUCGUUCCAACAGCAAUAAUGAACGGGUUCUUCAGGGCCUUGUCAUGGACAUUUUGAGGGUGAAUUUGGGAAGAAAUAACGAAUAUUUGAGAUGAAAAUGUAAACACGAUACAGAUAAUUUAAAUUUUCAAAAAAUUCCCCUGAAAAAACGGUGGUAUGAAAAAAACACCGGCGAAAAUUCAAACGGCGACUUUUCCGAUUUUUUCAUUUCGCUAGGGAACUUUCCGACGGCCACCUUUCCGACGAAACUUUUUCCGACUUUUUUUUCUCGAUAAACUCUUCGUUUUACAUCUUCCUAUAUAAAGUAGGUAGUUUGUUCAUAAUUAAAACACAAAGAAAUAGGAAAAAAAUGUUCAUAGAUGUUUUAUAAACCAAAAAACAUAAGGGAAAAAAGUCGGAAAAAGUUUCGUCGGAAAGGUGGCCGUCGGAAAGUUCCCUAGCGAAAUGAAAAAAUCGGAAAAGUCGCCUUUUGAAUUUUCGCUGGUGUUUUUUUCAUACCACCGAAAAAACCUGAAAAUGAGACUUUUUUUUGAUUUUUUGAUUCAUUUUUCAGCGAAAAUUCAAAAUUUAAGCCUUUUUAGUGACUACUAGGGAACCUCGGGGGACAAUUUUCAGUUUCUUUUUCACAUUUUUUUAGUCGAAAAUUGUGAUUUUUUGGUGGAUUUUAAUGUCUAUAAAGGAUUAUUAUUCCAUUAUUAUUUUUAUUUUGAAGGUCCUGACGUCGCCCGGCUUGGAAGUGCGCAAAAAGACGCUGAACCUGGCCCUCGACUUGGUUUCCAGCAGAAAUGUCGAAGAUAUGGUCAUGUUCUUAAAGAAGGUGAUUUUCUUGUUUCAGAUGGGUUUCAAAAUACGUAGUUUACGGUUUUCUUAUUGUUUUUUAUACCGAAACAUUGAGAAAAUCGAACCAAAACUUUAAAAAUUACAGAUUUUCAUAUCAUCUCAAUUAUUUCGCAUUUUAUCCACAAAUAAUUUUUUUGAUGAGUUUUUUUGAAUUUCAAGGUUACGGUAUUUUUUUAAUACUAAAAAAAUAAAAUUAAAAAAAUUUUUUUCGUUAAUAAAUUAGAUAACUGGGAAACUAUGCGGAAGAUAACAAGUAGGAAAUUAUUUGUAAUUAGGUUAUCGUAGCUCAGAAAAAAAUCCCUGAAACAGUAAAGAUUUUUUUGAGCCGUUUUUUUAAAAAUUUUUUUCGAUUUUUUUGGAAGCUUAAAAAAAGCCCUUUUUUUGUUUUUUUCAUAUCCUCGCUGGGCGUAUUUUUUUACAAUAGGUAAUUUUUUUGAUGUUUGAAAAAUUUUCCGAAAACUCUGUUUUCCGCGUUUUUUUUUGCGGAACUGUCAUUAGAAGCCGUUAUCAGAAAAAAAAAACCCGGAUUUAAUAGUUGAAUUGACUGUUUUUUUAUCCCUUUUCCAGGAAAUCAACAAAUCGGCGUCGGAAGCUUCUGACGAAAAUGGCCGAUACAGACAGGCCUUGGUCCAAACUCUCCAUUCUGCUACCAUCAAGUUCCCAGAUGUUGCUCCGACUAUCGUUCCAGGUUUCAGAAGAAUCCCGAAUUUUCCCAUCUCAUUUUUGCAGUUUUGAUGGAAUUCCUGUCGGAUAGCAACGAAACGGCGGCUUCUUAUGUCCUUCAGUUCGUCCGAGAAGCCGUUCACAAGCUUCCGGCUCUCAAGGAGACUAUCCUCGCCUCUCUUCAGGUUCAUUUUAGGACCUUUGGAGAAAUUUAGCGUGUUUCAAAACGAAAUAAUGACAAUUGGUGCUAAAAUUUGCUCCGAAACAGCAAUUUUUCUCGCUUUUUUUUCUGAUUGAAAUGCAAUGAGUAGGCGCUUGUUGCUGCCCCCAGUGAAUUAAACGAUUCUGAGUCAUUUAGAGCUCACUCAAGUGAAUUUAGAGCCUCUUAAGGGACCACUUGAAGGCUAAAAAAAACAGUUUUAAUUUGAAAUUGGAUAAUUGAAUAUAGUAGAGUCUUUUUUAUUGUUUCCACAGUGAUUUGGACAAUUUUUAAUUAUUUAGUGGCCAUUUAAGUGGUUUUUAGAGCCUCUAAAGUGUCCCCUUGAAGGUUCAAAACAACUACCAAUAGCGGAUUUCACUUGAAAACGGGAAAAUUAAACUUGGAAAGGUUUUUUUUUCUACUUUCUCAGUGAUCUAGAAGAUUUUUAUCCAUUUAGCGGCCAUUGCAGGAGUUUUAGCGCCUCUUAAGUGACCACUUGAAGGUUUAAUAUCACUACCAAGAGCGGAAUCAAAUUUUUAAUUGAAAAAUUGAUCCAAAAAAAGUUUUUUUUGUCCUUUUUAGCUGCCACAGUGAUUUGGGCGAUUCUGUGCCAUUUAGUGGCCAGUCAAGAGGUUUUAGCACCCCUUAAGUGGUCAUUUAAAGAUUCAAAACAACUACCAAUGACUGAUUACACUUGUGAAUCCAAAAAUUGAAUUCAGGAAGGCCUGAUGUCAAUCAGAACCCCCAACAUUUUCAUGUCCGCCCUGUGGAUCCUCGGAACUUAUUGUGACUCGGACAAUUCUAUCUUGGCCGUUUUGAGGUGAACAGUUGUGUGGAUUAUUUUUUAUGAAAGUUUUGGUUUGAUUAUUUUGAUAUUUUCAAGCUUUUGGAAGUUUUUUUUUCUGUUGGAAAGCGUCUUUUUUGGCUGGAAACGUCAUUUUUUCGAAAUUUGAAAGCCAAUGGAGUAGGAAAAAGACGUUCAUUUUUUGAACCAACUUGAAAAGCUUAAGUUAGAAAAGAAGUAAGAUUAGGCGUUAAGGAAAGUAUUUUCGAGAAAUCAUCAAGAUUUUUCAGCUUCAUUUGUAUUUUAAAACCUUAUUGCGAUUUUUUUUUUUGAUUCUCAAUAGGUUUCGCAAUUAAAAUUAGAUCAAAUUUAUCCCAAAUAUGAGCUUUUGCCAUUGAAGACUCGUCAAGUCGGCCCUCGGAGAGCUCCCAAUCGUCGACUCGGAGAUCAACGAGAAAGAAGGCGGCGAAGAACAUCCGACCGAGGCGACGGCCGAGAAGAAAUCGGCUCCGAGGCAGUUGGUCACCGCCGACGGCACCUACGCCACGCAGUCGGCUUUGUCCAGCAAGGUGGUCGCUCGCGAGGUCGAGAAGCCCCCUCUUAGGUUGGUUUUGAGAUGAAAUAGAGUUUUUCAGACUAGGUAUCCAGUUUGACUUGAAAUUAUUUUGAGAAAAACUCAAUUUUAGCUCUAAAUAUCUUGAGAAGUGACAAAUUUAAAUACAAGCUAGUCCACUUUUAAAGCACCUUUUUGGAACUAACAAUUAGGUACUAACAAGAAUUUUACGAAGCUUUGUAGUUUUUUUGGGGUGAACAAGAGGAUCGUUUCGUCUAUAAAUUCGGCCUUUCUUAAAUUACUUUAAAAAAUGAAAUAUCAGUUUUAGGGAUCUUGACAAUUUUUCAAUCAAGUUCUACUUUUUUUUUUUGAAGCAUCUUUUUGUAAUUUGAAAACGGGAGUAUGAAUAGAUCCAGCCUGAAAAGUUGAUAUAUUUCUGCUGUUUUUAGAGAGCCCUGAAAAACGUAAGAAAAAAAGUUCCCUGAUUUUGAGCCGGAUUAUGAGCGUUUUCUUAUAGAUUAUGUGCAGUAAAAUGUGAGAUUUGAAGCGUCAAAAAAUGGCUAAAAAGAUAAAGUCGUGAAUUUUUUCACUAGGGCUGUCUUCAGGGUUCUCCAGAGAACGUAUGACGAGUUUCAGAAAAUUAACAAGAUUUUCCUAUUUGAACUCACGUCUUGAGGGUUUUAUUGAGAUUUUGAAAAAAGUUCAAAAAAUCAUGAAGAUUUUGACAUGAAUCGUUUGAAUCCUGAGAUGAAAAUUCAGACGAUUCUUGCUCAACGGCGAGUUCUUCCUCGGAGCCGCUCUGGCGACGGUUCUGACCAAGUUGGCCCAGCAGUUCACGGACAACAACGGAGAAGGAACGGACCGUUCCAAUCGUUUCCGCGCCGAGUGCAUCUUGAUCCUCUCCUCGAUCAUCCAUCUCGGCAAGAGCGGACUCGCCAGCGAAGGCGUCACGGAAGACGACCUCGAUAGGUUUCUCCAUAGAACCUUUUCCGGCAAACCAAUCUGCUUCCAGAAUGGGCAUCACCGUGAAGCUCCUCGCCCAGGGAAUCCCGGAACUCGACGGCGUUUACCGCGAUCAGUGCAAAAAAUCGCUCGAGCUGAUGUUGGCCGCCAAGAAUGUCAAUCGCGUCGUCGACAGCUCCGUCAAGAAGGGCAAAAACUUUGUCGAGGUCCUUGGCUUUUCACAAAAAGUUAUUUAGAAUUUGCUCAUGGAAAGAUAGACCCAGAAAAAAAAGCUGAGAAAAAUGAGCUCAAAAAAGAUUCAGAGAAAAUGCGUUCCAUUGAUAAAAAUCAGUAAUUUAGAUUUUUAGUUUUUUUUUCGAGGUUUUAUGACUCUAGAUGGUCCUAGCUUGGUUUAGAAGCUUAAAAAAUCUAAGCUGCAAAAAAAAUUUAAUUGAGAAAAAAAUUAGCUCAAAGAAAAGGUCUUGUGAAAGUGCGCUCCAUGUAUAAAAAUCACUUAAUGUCAUUUUUAGUUUUCUAUCGAGGUUUUAUGGGUCUAGAAGCUCCUAACUUGGUUCAGAAGCUUUGAAAUUUGAGCUGCAAAAAAAAAUUUGAUGAGAAGAAUGAGCUCUAAGAAAAGUUUAAGGGUAAAUGCGCUCCAUAGAUGAAAAGAGCUGAUUACAGAUUUUCAGUCUUUUAUCCAGGUUUUAUGGCUCUGAAAACUCCUACUGGGUUUAGAAGCUUUAAAAUUUGAGCAGAAAAAAAUAUUGUUUAAAAAUAAUGAGCUUUGAAAUAAAGAUUCAGGGAGAGUGCGCUCCAUGGAUAAAAAUCGCUAAAUUUCAUUUUUAGCUUUUUAUCGGGCGGAUUUUCUCAAUGGAGCGCAUUUUCACAUUGAUUUUUUCUUUUGCGGUUUUUUGAUAUCUAAAUUUUCAAAAACCGAGAAUUCCUCUGUAGUGAAGAAGCUGAAACUUAUGGUCUAGAUUUUAUGAACCCAGAAAAAAAACCUAAAAAUUUUAUUUUCCAGGUUGAUAAGACAAUUUCUUUCACUCAACUCUCGGCGAAAGCCAAUGCGACCGGAGAAAAUCUGUUCGAUUUGUCGCUUUCUCAGGCCCUUGGCACGGCGCCAAAGACCCAGAAGUUCGAUUUUUUUCGAGGUAUUUUUUUCCCUAAAAUAGGAACGAAUGAAUAUAAUAAUUUUUUUCAGUUCGAAGCUCGGAAAAAGUCAUCCAAUUGGCCGGAUUUUUCGGACCCUAUUUAUGCCGAGGCUUACGUUAAUGUUAACCAGUAUGAUAUUGGUGUGGAAAACCAAUAUUUAGAUGAUUUUUAAUGAAGAGAUUUUUCAGUUCUUGACGUUCUCAUCGUCAAUCAGACGGGCGACACUCUUCAGAAUGUCUCGCUUGAAUUGGCGACUGUUGGAGACUUGAAACUGGUCGAUAAACCGACCCCAGUCACCUUGGCACCGUCUGAUUUCUCGAAUAUCAAGGUGAGAAAUGGGAGAAAACAAAAAUCAUUAAGAAACGUGAGGUUGAAAACGGGGUUUUUAAAGAAGAAAUAUAUUGCCGACUUGACUAAAAAAAAAUCAAGCUUUCUGAUAAUUUUUGACAUCUGGAAUAUCAUGUUGAGAAAUGGGAAGAGCUCAAAAAAUCAGCAACAAAUUUAAGAAAAGAAGGGUUUUCUAAACCAAAAAAUCGGAUAAAAUUGUCGGAGAAAAAUUUCAGAGCCGGCUUGAUUUUAAUAAAGCUGACAGUUAAUUUCUUGAAAAUCAAGGUAAAAAAAUAGGAAGAUCACAAAAAAAUAAGAAGGAUAUAAAUGAAACUGAAAAAAGGAUUUUGAAAGGGAAAUCUACUGAAAAUAAUCAGGUCGAAGUUGAAAAAAUCUGGAAAAAUCAGUAAAAAAAUUGACAUACAAAGAUUUUUCGACAAAAAAAAAUGGAUAAAAAAGCCAAAAAAAUUUGAGAACCAAGCUUUGGCAAUUUUUCAUUUCUUUAAAAUUGAGGGCAAAAAUGAGUAGAAUAGAAAAAAAAAUCGUAGAAGUAGUGGGAAAUAUUGAGAAAAUUCAGAAAAAAAAGGCUUUCAAGUUUUGCUUGAGUCAAAUAAGGCUUUCUGGCCAUUUUUUUAAUGCUUUAGUUAGUUUUUUUGAUUUCUCGAGAAUCAGGUUAAAAAUUUUUAAAAAAAGAUUUUUAAAAAGAUUUUUAAAAAAACGUUGGUAUGAAAGAAUAAAACUAGAAGGAGGCUUUGAAAAGAAAAAAAUCGAAGAAAAAAAUUAAAUUAUGAAAUGGUGCGCUCCGUGGAUAACUUUUUAGUUUAUCGAGUUUUUUUCUCAAAUUAUCCUGGUUUUUUUCGAAUUUUUUUGCAUCCUCUUGCUUUCUUCAAUUAAAAAAACUUGAUAUUUGAAUCGAUUUGAAUAAAAUUUAUGUCGAGAUAAUUUUUUUAGAAAAAGGACACGGUUUUUAUAAUAAGCAUUUAUCUGAAUUUCAGAGUGAUUGUUGUUAUAACCUCUUAAUAAAUACAGUAAAUCCAAUAUUUAGAAUUUUUUUGGAUUCAAAAAAAUCAUAAGAAUGGCUGUGAAACUGUAGACAAAAAAAUUUCAUUUUUUUCGGAAAGUGGAAAAAAAUUAUUCAAAAGUCAAUAAAAAAAUAAGCUUUUUUUCUCAACUUUUUCAUAUUAUAAUUUUUUUAGGCUACGGUAAAAGUUGCUUCGACCGAAAAUGGCGUCAUUUUCUCGACGAUUUCCUACGACGUUCGAGGAUCCACAUCCGAUAGGAACUGUGUCUAUUUGCAGGAUAUUAAAAUUGAUAUUAUGGUACUUUCUGAGGAAAUAAAAUGGGAAAAUGAGGGAUAAUAGGACUACAUUGUUCCUGGAACGGUCACGGACGUCGAAUUCCGACAAAUGUGGUCGGACUUUGAGUGGGAGAACAAGGUGAACGUCGCGACGCCGAUCCUGAAUCUCCGGGAGUUCCUCACCCACCUCUCCACGUCGACCAACAUGAAGAUCCUCACUGAGGACAAGGCUAUCGGUUCGUUUUGAGGGGGAAAUUGGUUUUACAGGGAAAAAAUCGGCUUUUUAUUCAGAAAUCUUAGAGUAUACUGAGCACUUUUUAAUAUCUUUUAAGUAGAUUUCUAUGGAAAUUUGAAAUUCUCACUGAAAACAAGGGCAUAGGUUCGUUUUUGAUGGAGGGAAAUCGACACAGAAAGGAGGUUUUUCAAGGAAAAAAAGAUAAUUUUACUCAAAAAAAUAAUAAAAUAAACCUUUUUGUGAGGUCUUAUGAGAAAUUAUCCGCUUUCUAUCCAGAUUAUUAGAAAUUACUCAGCUUCAAUUUUUUUGAAUCCAGUUUUUAUGGUCAUCUUAAAAUUCUCACUGACAAAAAGGCUAUCGGUUCCUUUUUUUAAGCGGAGAUUGGAUUAAAAAAAUACUGUUUUAUGGGAAAAAGAAAUUGGCUUUUUAUUCGAAAAUCUUAGGGUUAACUGAGCUUUUUUGUAUUUUUUUUAGCAGAUUUUCGUCAGAAAUUUGAAAUUCUCACUGAAGAAAAGGCUAUGAGUUGUUUUGAAGAAGAAAAUCGAAUCAAAAUUUGAGUUUUGUGGCGAAAAAUUGAACUUUUUAUUCAGUAUUCCUAGUGUCCUGUAAAACCUGAAAAAAUCGCCCGAUUUUGAGUGAAAAGCGAAUUUUUUUGGCAUGAAAAAAACUUAGUUGAAAAGUUUGAUCUGUCACAUUUUGAGUCAGUUUUUGAAUUUUUGAUAGUAAUGCCGUCUUCAAAGUAAUUUCCGCGAAAUGCAAAAUACCCGUUAGAGAAAGGAAAAGAUCACUAAAUUUUGGAGAGUCAGAGAUCAUUUUGCAUUUCGCGGAAAUUACUUUGAACAUGGCAUAAAAAAAACUUGUCAUUUUAUCCAAUUUUGCAUUGAAAUUAGUAUAAUUUACUUAUAUUCAAUGCUUCAUGACUAUUAUUGCAUUUUGAGGGCAUUUUUUAGGAAAUGCGUAAAGUUUGAAUCAGUUUUUAUAAAUUUUCCCAACAUUUUCCAUUUUUUCAUUUUUAUAAAUUGAUUUUUUGUCUCUGCAGACGGAGACUGCGGCUUCUUGGCGGCCAACCUGUGUGCCCACUCGAUUUUCGGAGAAGAUGCCCUGGCCAACGUUUCCAUCGAGAAGAAAGUCCCCUUGGACGAAUCUUCGCCCAUUUUCGGCCACAUCCGAAUCAGGGCCAAGAGCCAGGGAAUGUGCCUGACCCUUGGUGAUAAGGUAGAUCGAUUGAUCCAAAAACUCUUGAAAAAUCGAACUUUUUCCAGAUCAGCUCGGCGAUGCGACAACGGAGAGACGGACUGCCCCUUCUGACCCCUAUCCAAGGGAAAUAA
Molecule: messenger RNA, 11761 nt
Organism: Caenorhabditis auriculariae
Lineage: Eukaryota; Metazoa; Nematoda; Chromadorea; Rhabditida; Rhabditidae
Source: the annotation of a GenBank genome assembly